Messenger RNA from Corvus hawaiiensis (hawaiian crow), 6318 nucleotides. RefSeq names its product tubulin beta 1 class VI (gene TUBB1). Gene Ontology annotation, molecular function: structural constituent of cytoskeleton; GTPase activity; GTP binding. Gene Ontology annotation, cellular component: microtubule; cytoplasm. The record is from RefSeq and is a predicted model, not a curated record. The coding region runs from base 4046 to 5401 and encodes 451 amino acids. NCBI's taxonomy places the organism in Eukaryota, Metazoa, Chordata, Aves, Passeriformes, Corvidae. The transcript is spliced from 4 exons. Gene Ontology annotation, biological process: mitotic cell cycle; microtubule cytoskeleton organization.
CUCCGCUGAGCCCCCGCCAAGGCCGCCCGGUGGAUCUCUUGGGGAUGAGGAACAAACUGAGAUCCCGUGUUCCCAGCGCCCAGUGACGUUUCCAGCUCACACGCUCAAAAAUCUGAUCACAUGCGUUGUGACAAGAGGACUUGUAUCUGGGACAGGCCCUGUUACAGGCUUCUUUACCUUUGGUCUGACACCUCAGCAUUGUGCUACACUGUGGCCAGCGACUGUGACUGGGUUUUUUGUUUGGUUGUGGUUUUUUCCUGGUCCCAAGUUCUGAAUUUCUCAAGCCCUUUAAUGCUACAAUUAGCAAAGAAACACAGGCCUGUGUCCAUUUACUCGGCUGCUCCUUAGGGUUCAGACAUCUGAAAAUUCUUUAUUAUCUGCUAGAAGAUCUAAUCAAUAGUAAAAACAGUUUUCUAAUUUUCCUGCAGAAGGUUCUAGUGACUGUGUGAAUGGAUUACCAGUCUCCUUUCCAUACAUUAGCUAGAAGCUUUCAUGUUUGAUAAACAGGUUUAGUAAACCACAAACAGUUCUCCCCUCAUAGCUUCUCUUCCUUAGCUCUCAGCACUUUUUGUAGAAGGCCUGAGGCUUAUUAGGUCCACACUAUGAAUAGAGAAACUGAGGCACUGGGAACCAAUGCACCAAAAGAAAUGGCAAAGCAAGAACCAAGCCUGUGUGUUCAAUGCAAUGUUUUUUGGUAGCAUUCCUAAGGGUGAUGCAGCUAGCCCAGGUUAGCUGAGACUUGCAUCAGCUCGUCUGGUAGCCAUACACAGAUCUCUCUAAAAUUACCUGAUGGCCUGUAGCCAGGCUUAUCUCAAACUGAAUAGGCUUUCCUCUCAACAAUCUUCUCUGCUACUCUGAAAAGCCAGUUCCUCCCAUGAGGAGAUUGACAGCUGGACUGUCAAUCUCUCAGAAUCAGACUUGAAACCAGUCAGAAUUUACUCAUGAGAAUAUUACAGUGAAAUUCUGAAGCUUUAGUAAAACCUACAGAGAAGGCCAAGAAGAUAAUUAAUAAGAGAAGAUGUUCUGGACACAAGGGGAGGAUGUUCUUGUUAUGUUAUAUUGAGAGUGUACAAAGAAGAGCUUGUAGAUAAUGUGUAGCAACUAUACUUUUGCUUGUAUAGUUGGUUGUUUACUGCCUGAAUGGUCAUUGCUUGUUAGACAGCCUUGUCAUUGUUUGCAAAGCAGCUAAUCCUAAAUUAGGCCACAGCCAUUGUGAAAAGGUAUAAGAAUAGCAAUAGAAAAAAUAAAAAAUCUUUCUACCUUUCUUGACUAUAGUUUACUAGUGUGGCUUUUAUGUCCGCCUUGACAACAGCCACACUCCCAAGCAAACUGUAUUUUAAAAACUAAAGGCAUCCCAGAAUGCCUCCCUUCACAUGCAUAUUUUUCGCCAGUGGGUUGCAGCAGAAAGACCAAAAAUCAAUGAAAAAACCAAAAACAACAACAAAAGGCCCCAUAACCACAAAAGCCUGGCUUCUUUGUGGUCUCAGCUCAAACCCAUCUCCAGGGCUGUGGUAUCUGGGGCCUGCUCGGGAGGCACUGGAAGCAGUGGGCAGCCUGAUAAUAGACACUGUAGGACAGCUGUAAUAGCUGUGCCCAGUGCCAGGCUGCUCCUAAUCUCCCCGGUGCCAAAAGUCCCUCGGAGUCAGCUCAUGCAGCACAGUCCCCUCUCUCCCCAGUGACUCUGCUAAUCUGCAGCUGCACAUGUGCCACAGCCGUUCCUGGGAAGUGCCUUGGGCUGUUAACAGGCUUGGGGCUUCUCAGGGCUGAGCAGAGACAGGCCUGCAACUAAAUCUACACAGAAACAGGCCCCUCAUAAGCUAGGUCUGGGGUAAAGUCAGACUUAGAGGUUCACAGAAAUGCAGAUGGGAAGGAGAGGGAAAAGAGGCCCGAACUCACAUCUGCUUCACAAAGCAUCUCAGCUACCUGGUGUCAUGUGCCAGAAUUUUUAAGACUCUAUAAGGAAGCACUUCAGAGGAGGCACAUGAUUCUAGGGAGCUAUUUUCAGCAAGAGGAAAAACCCCUAUUUAGUGAUUGCAUAGUUAUUUCACUUCUCUUUUUCCCCUUUCCUUCUGAGAUGUGCUCAGCAAAUAUAUUUAUUGCUGAAAUUAUUUUGUCAUAUUUUUGGACAGUGAAUUAGCACCUUCAGCCUCUUCUUCCCAAGCUGCGUCUUUUGUGAAUACAUUGCAUAUUUUAAAGAGUAUUUAUUUAGUGCCAGCAUCUCUCUGCUGACAUUGUGUCAAGGCAGCUCCCAUUCAGAAUCCAGCAACUGAAUAUACAGCUCAGAUCUCCAUUAUUGCUCUUAGCUAAGGAUGGUUGGAGAAAACAAGUAUGAAAUGUGCAUAAAUAAAAUGAGAUUUGCUUUUAAAGUAAAUGUCCAAAUAACCUUUUCAGAAUUCUCUUAGGGAAUUGUAGAGAAUAUCCAAAACCAUUGUGGGAAAUAUUGUGAAUGUGGCAAUCGGACAGAACUUUUGCAUAUCUUGCUGGGUAAACUGAAUGGCUUAGAGAAUACCUAUCUUUUGUAAAAUGAUAAAAUGAUUGUGUUUUAAGGAAACAAAAUUAAUCUACCUGAACUCAAAGUCUUCCUUUUAUUGCUCCCUACUGAGUAUGCUCAUAGCAUGGCAGACAGGAUGUUUGCUCUCUACUCUUUUGCAAUGCGCUUCUGGUGCUGAACUCUGUGUUAGGAGCAGUUGUUUCUUCAUUGGCUGGUGGGAGAACUGGAAGUCAUUGAGCAGUGGGGGAAGCCUGGAAUAAGCCGAUUUUUCUUCUGGAACAAUAUGGAAGUUCAGAAAUUCCUUAUCUCUAGCAACCCAUCAAGUGGCAAAGUAGUUACCUUCAGUGAGUCAAGCCAGUGUCAGUCACCAUUUUAUGUUAAAUAAUUUAAGGUGCUUUUCUAAUUAUAGUUCCUUUCCCCAUCCUUAAAAGGAACACUUGCAAGGCAGUGGCAGUCAUUUGAUAUGUAAUGAAACUGCUCUAGGCUUCCAGAAAUUAGUCCAUCCUGGGUUUCUGCUGCUCAGUGAUACUGGUCCUGGUUAUCAGCAGCCAAACAUGACUGUGUUGUGUUUUGUUCUGCCUCACAUAGUUUCCUUUAACACAGUGAGAUGUUUCACUCAGUGAAUGUUACAGUUCACUUCAGACAACUUCAGUGGAAUGGAGUUUUCACCUCUAACAUUUUCCUGGCAAGGUCUGAAGUACAUCUGAGAUAUAAGAAAUUAAGAAAUAUUAGAAAUGCAGUUAUUUCUUAAUGUCAGGAAAUGAAGAGAGAGAGGGAGAGAGAAAGAGCAUCCGUGCAACCUAGCCACAAGUUAAUUCAAGUUUUGGCUGUAAAUGAUGGAUUCUUAUAACUUUUUAAGGACCAUGCAUCACUGAGAGUGCAGUGUUCUAUCUAUGUAUUACAAAGUAUUUUUUGUUACUGCUCCUGUCCCCCUCCUGCAUGCAGUCAGACACUGGGAAUAAUGCUUGUUAGUGGAGUUUUCCUUGCAAUGCACUAAAUGUUGUGAUUAUAGGAGGCCCCUGCUCACAAGUUGUUACUGUUUUUAUUAUGGGUGUUGUCCUCUAUGACUCAUAUGAUGCUAAAAUUUAAAUUAUGUUGCAGAAGCACAUGUGCUUAAUAAAUUAAGAUCACUCACUUUGGGCUAUAAUCUCUAGAUAUGCACAUACAUUUGUAUAUAGAUUAUGUCUAAUAUAAAAUAAUGAAACACAACUAGAAUAUGCACAUAUAUUCAUGCAUCACACUGCUGCACAGAGAACUGGAAUCAAUUGUGAGAGGGUGCAUGUGACAAUGUUGCUUUCCAAGCCACUCAGCGAUGCACCUGUUCUGUUGUACCUGUACCCAGGCAGUAAAGAGGCCCUUGGCUCCUGGUGCAAUGCCUGGGGCUGGCUACUCCCCUGGCUGGCUGAGUGACAGUCCCUCGGGUAUAAAAGGGCCCCUGGGGCGGGGCUGUGCUGGGUGUAGCUGAUAGAGCAGCAGGCAGAGGGCUUUUUCUGGGGACUGCAGCUGGAGAGCCCUGGUGAGGUUGUAGCCACCAACAGGUCCGAGCCACACAAAAUGCGUGAAAUCGUGCACCUGCAGAUUGGCCAGUGUGGGAACCAAAUUGGAUCCAAGUUCUGGGAGGUGCUUGGUGAGGAACAUGGGAUUGACAUCACUGGGAACUAUCGUGGGGAUUCACCACUGCAGCUGGAGCGAAUUAACGUGUACUUCAAUGAGGCUUAUUCCCAUAAAUACGUGCCCCGUUCCAUCCUGGUGGACCUGGAGCCUGGGACGAUGGACAGUGUCCGGUCCAGCAAAAUCGGCCCCCUCUUUCGACCUGACAACUUUAUCCAUGGUAAUUCAGGUGCUGGCAACAACUGGGCCAAGGGCCAUUACACAGAAGGUGCUGAACUGAUUGAAAACGUCAUGGAUGUGGUCAGGAAUGAGUGUGAGAGCUGUGACUGCCUUCAGGGAUUCCAGCUCAUCCAUUCCCUUGGUGGUGGCACAGGUUCAGGCAUGGGGACACUCCUCAUCAACAAGAUCAGAGAGGAAUAUCCUGACAGGAUCAUGAACACCUUCAGCGUCGUGCCCUCACCCAAGGUAUCCGACACGGUGGUGGAACCGUACAAUGCCAUCCUCUCCAUCCACCAGCUGAUAGAGAACACAGAUGAAACCUUUUGCAUUGACAAUGAAGCUCUGUAUGAUAUAUGCUUUAGGACAUUAAAGCUCACCAAUCCCACCUAUGGGGACCUCAACCACUUGGUGUCCCUAACGAUGAGCGGCGUCACCACCUCGCUGCGUUUCCCUGGCCAGCUGAACGCGGAUCUGCGGAAGCUGGCUGUCAACAUGGUGCCCUUUCCUCGCCUGCACUUCUUCAUGCCAGGCUUUGCCCCGCUGACAGCUCGGGGCAGCCAGCAGUACCGGGCCCUGACGGUGCCAGAGCUCACCCAGCAGAUGUUUGAUGCUCGGAAUAUGAUGGCAGCCUGCGACCCCCGCCGCGGGCGCUACCUCACCGUCGCCUGCAUCUUCAGGGGCAGAAUGUCCACCAAGGAAGUGGAUGAGCAGCUGCUGUCUAUCCAGACCAAGAACAGCUCCUACUUUGUGGAGUGGAUCCCUAACAAUGUCAAAGUGGCCGUGUGUGACAUCCCGCCACGAGGGCUGAGGAUGGCAGCCACUUUUAUUGGCAAUAACACGGCCAUCCAGGAGCUCUUCAUCAGGGUGUCCGAACAGUUCUCGGCCAUGUUCAGAAGGAAAGCGUUUCUCCACUGGUACACGGGGGAAGGCAUGGAUGAGAUGGAGUUUUCUGAAGCAGAAGGUAACACCAAUGACCUUGUGUCCGAGUACCAGCAGUACCAGGAUGCCACUGCAGAUGUGGAGGAAUUUGAAGAGGUAGAAGUGGAAGCAGAACCCAAGCCAGAAAAGGAAGCAGAGUAAAAAGUAUCCAAACAUUGUCCAAAUGAGCCUGUUCACAUUCACUAAAGACAAAGCAAUAGCCAUCAUCUGCAUGCCCAAAAUAACAUUCUUCAGAAUUUUUUCCCUGCAUCUGGCCAAGUAUAUCUGAUAUUACAACACAAUGCUUUUGAAAUUAAUGGCAGCUCUGCUUUACUGUCUUAAACAACUGUUGACACUGAAUCUCUCCCAAAACCAAUCUACUAUGAAGACAAAUUGUCUCAUAACAGCCUUUCCUGUAAAUGCAUUAACUUUUAGAAUACAAUCACCAGAUACUGAAUGUACUAUACAGCCACUGUGCCUGUGUAUAUAGAUCAGGAUCAUAAGCAAUAGCAAAUUAUGCUGUCAGUUCAUCACAUUUAUUUAUUCUCAGGUAAUCACAAUCAACAGUCCCUUGUUGAUUGUGAACUUGUUACUGGUUUAGGAACAUGUGCACAUCUCUAAGGCCUGCAAAGGCAGUGACUCUUCUGCUAUCACUCCACAGACUGAUGCAGAUCUGCAGAAACAUCAGGGGAAAAAUGACUGAAUAUGCACAUUCUUAUUUUCUCUCACAUUGCUGGCUUAUAUUAUUGCAGAGCUUGUAUUCAUUAUUAUGGUGUGGUUUGUUUCUAUUUCUAACUACAGGUUGAGUUACAUUAGCACACUAAGUUGUGACAUUGUGUAAAAGUUUCGGUGUGGUAUUUUUUUUCCUAGGUACUAACUACUGUAAAUUUUUUCCUAACAUUCAGUACAACAAAGAUGACAUAGAAUGGUUUGCAGCUUGUUAAUAUAAGUUACAUGGAAGUCACUAAAACAAAACCAUAUUUUGCCUUCAGUGAAAAUUUUCUUGCCAUCACAGCUGUCUACUUAACAAUGUAUUUAUAAUAUUCUUUUAAAUAAAGAUUAUAUACCAUUCUAUAAAA